Pseudomyrmex gracilis is the source of this 3086-nucleotide messenger RNA. It is a transcript of the gene Ccdc39, whose product is annotated as coiled-coil domain-containing protein 39. The record is from RefSeq and is a predicted model, not a curated record. Gene Ontology annotation, cellular component: axoneme. The transcript has 11 exons. Gene Ontology annotation, biological process: cilium-dependent cell motility; cilium movement; inner dynein arm assembly. The coding region runs from base 138 to 3032 and encodes 964 amino acids. Lineage: Eukaryota; Metazoa; Arthropoda; Insecta; Hymenoptera; Formicidae.
UAUUGAUUAUUUUAACUUUGUUUACACGGGCGUGCAUCAUGGAUAUUGCCGGCAUGUCGUAAAAAGAGUUGCGCAAAUAGUCGCAAAAUAUAAUUUGAUUUGAGUGAUACACAGGUACUAUUUUUUCUCUCUCCGACAUGGCGACGACGGCUAUAGAGAUGAUUUUAAACCAACUGGAGUGGCAGGACGGUUUUCGAAUUCCAAUAGCUAAUGAGGAGAACAAACGUCUGCAAGAAGAAAUUGCCCAAAAGACUAAGCAGAAAGCUUCCUUAAACGCGCAACUUGAGAGCUUGGAGGAACGGUUAAAAAUGAUCAGAAAGUACGAGGGUGACAUAGCGGUGCAGCACGAUUUCAAUCAGAAGCUGCUCACGGACCAUUUGGCUCAAUUGGAGAUGGAGGACCAUUUUUAUCGGCUGAGCAACAACACGGAAUCGUCUUUGCGGCAAGAAGCGCGUGAAUUUGAAAAAGAAUGGACGGAUAUCAAUCGGAGAGUGUCAAAUGUGGAGAAACAGUUGUUCAGAAUGGCAAAUAAGCUGGCCGAAGCGAAGCAAACUGUUAAGUUUGACGAGAAGAGUUUGAGCAAAUGGAAAGAGAAAAUUGCGCAGAAAGAUGAGGACAAUCAGCUGAUAGAGAGUUACAUGAGGCAGGACACGCAGAAGUACAAGGAAUUGGAACACGAACGGCAGAAGUUUACCACAGAACUUGAGACUUAUCGUCAGACCGUCGUUAAAGCCGUUGACGAGAUACAAGAGAUGGAAAUCGUUCUGGAUCGCACUACAAAAUUUCACACGGAAGCGUUGAAAGAGCGCAAACAAAUGAUAAAUCAGUGGACGCAAAGUAUUUCCAUCCUACAACAGAGAGACAGUGAUAUACAGAAUUGUUUAAAAGAAAUCGAAACAUUGCGGGAAAUUGGCAAGGAGAAAAAAACUAAUUUGGAAGAGGUGGAGAAAUUUUUGCAGGAUCAAGUUUUGAAUAACAAACAACUGGAAGAGUCAAUAAAACAAUCGGAAAAGCAACUUCAAUUGCUGCAAGAAAACCAACUCAAAGUCACAGAGGCAAUUGGCGGUUACACCAUUGAGGUUCAGAUUCAGAAAAAAUUAGUAGUGGACUUGGCGCGUCGCAUACAGCAAGUUCGAAUUAAUGCGAAGGGCAAGAAGAGUGAAAUUGAAAAUAAAUACAACAAGAUAAAUAAUUACAGGAAACGAAUUGACGAUUUAACGUUGACGUUGGAAGAAAUUGAGAGCCAGAAGUUGAACGUCGAAGAGAGAACGAAACGCUUGGAAAAGAUGGUUGAACAUGAUGAAAAACAGAAGUCUGUGAUUGUCAAGGAAUUACGCCGAUUGCAAAAUUCGAUCUUACGCGCUUCGACAAAAAUCCUAGAAUUGGAAAACGAAAGAAAAACCGUGCAAAUGCAGAUGCAAAGCGAACAGAGAAAAUCGGAUCUGCUCGGCAAGUUGCAGAUAAAAGAGACGAAACUUCUGAACGAAAGGAAAGAAAGUCUCUAUCAAGUAAAAUUCAACGUUUAUAAAUGCGAGAUGAGAUUUGAGCGGAUUAAAGGAAUCGUACAUGACACAACCGAAGCUGAGAAGAAGCAGAAGAAAGUUGAGGAGUUGCAAGCUUCGUUAAGCGACAAACUAGCCACAUCCAAGCUGCUACAGCAUCAGAUUGCCGAUUUGGAACAUGACAUAAGAAGGAUGUCUAUUUGCUUGUCGAGCGAGAACGUCGAACUCGAACGGCUGCGAAAUAAGAAGCAGGACUUAUUGUUAUUGUUGGACGGAGGGGAGAAGCGAUUGAAAGCUGCGCGGUCCCAAAACGAAGACAGACAAGUGGAGGAGAAUAUAAUGCGUCUUCGGGUGUCGCAACUUCAGCAAACGACCUCGAACGUGAGCGACAAGGUGUACGGUCUGGAGAAGUAUCGUCUUCGUCUCGAAGCGGCGCUCAAGGAACGCACAACCGAGAUCGCAGCGCAGAAGGAAGCGCUCGCCGUGCAGAAGAGAAUAGUCGGUAACGAGUGCUCGGAGUUGAGCGUUGCCAUUUCCGAGAGAAAAGCUCGGAUACGGCAGUUGCAGGCGCGAUACGACAACGUCGUCGCUAUGUUAAGCGUUACUUCUGACGGAGCGCCGAUGAGCACCGCGUAUCUGAAGAUACAGAACGCUCAGGAACGAUAUAUGUUGCGGGAACGAGGUGAUAAAUUGGACGAAACUAUCGGUCGCACCGAACAAGAAAUACUCAGCAUGGAGAACACGUUGCGCGUGGUGAACGUGUGCAACGACAAGUACAGAGACAGUCUGAGUAUGGUGGAUCAGGACGGACCGGAGCACACAACGCAGAAAAGACUCGACGAGCAGAUGCGCAACGCGCGACAAGACCUGCAGCGAAAGCAAAAACAGCUGCAAGAAUUGUUCGACGAAUUGCAGAAAGCGCAGAAUGAUUAUACUCAGCUGCUUGAUGACAUUGAGAAAGCGAAGGAAGAGAAGGAAAACAAGCAACGUUACUUGUCGGGUGUCGAGAAACAGACUGUGGAGCAAAGGGAGAAGAUAACCAGAGCCGACAAGAGUCUUCACAAGGCGCAAAAGGAUAUACAAAAUUUGUAUAUCUCUAAUACGGACGAUAUCAUUCUCUUACAACAGAGAGAGGUGGAAUUGCGAGAACUUCAGCAGAAGAACGCGUUAGUUCUUCAAGAUAUCGCGGAGUUUACGAUUCGUCACGUGGAGGCUGAGGCGUAUGUUAAGAAAUUAUUGCUCGCCAAGAAUAUCGAAUUACCAUGUUUUAUCCCGUCAACGAGAUCGUCCGCCAGUCCAGGCGCGAGUUCCGCGGCUUCGUUAGGUCAGCCUGUGAAAAGCGGAAGCCGCAUAAGCGGUUUCGCGUCGUCGAGGGAGAGUAUUGGCAGCGUGAUUAAGAUAGAACCACGCUUUGAAGAUUCAGCAAGUAACGUACCAAAACAUACGACGAAGUCCGAUCCGUAUUCCACAAGAGUAAUUUUAUCAAAGCGAUCUGUCACGCACAAGAAGCAACAAUUGCAGAAGAAAUAAACAAAAUUCGAUUAUAAUACAAGAUCAAUAAGAUUAUAGCGGCGCGAAGAAAAU